AUGGAGAGACUGCGACGACUUGAAGGUACCAUAAAUCGCAUGCAGAAACAUAUCAGCCCUGAGCUGGCCCAGCGGCUAGCUUCUGAUGAGUCUCCUCCCCACAGUCCAACUUGGGAUGACACAGACUCUACGUCGCAGUCUGAUCCGAUCCCGUCUGUCGACGAUAUUAACAGUUUGGGUAAUGACCUCGGGAGAUUGGCUCUGGAAAAUGGGAGGAGUAGAUACAUUAUUGGUAGCUCUUGGGCUAGCCUAGACGAUGAGGUCCAAGACCUCAAGAGCCUCUUACAGAGCCCAUCCGAGAAAGCAGAACAAUGGUACCCAGACAUGGUACCAGACAAUUGUACGAGCACCCAUGCUCGCAUGCUAGGUUUUGGUUCUCCGUUCCAGAACCUCUCGCAGAUGCACCCAUCCCCAGAGAAGAUACCAACUUACUGGGGGCUCUUCAAGCAGAACUGUGAUAUACUCAUCAAGGUUCUGCACGUACCAACAGUGGAGCCACUCAUUCUUCGGGCGUCACAUCAACUUGGUCACAUACCCAGAGGACUCGAAGCUUUAAUGAUGGCCGUUUACUAUGCUGUUGUCGUAAGUCUGUCGCCCAGCGAAUGCCUGCAACUCCUGGGAAGCGACAAAGCGACUCUUACCCACGUGUUCCGGUUGGGUACCGACCAAGCCUUGGUCCAGGCAGGGCUUCUUGAAACCGACGAGGUCAUUACCUUGCAAGCCCUUGCCAUUUAUCUAACCGGACUGAGGAUCCAUGGCAGUGCGCGUGCCAUGUCAACUCUGACGUCGCUCUUGGUGCGGCUUGCGACUAAUGCCGGCAUUCACCGUGAUGGAACUCACUUCAAAAUGCCUCCGUUCAUGGUGGAAAUGCGAAGGAGACUCUGGUGGAGCAUAUGCGUCCUCGAUUCCCGGGCAUCUGAGGACACUGGGUACGACACCAUGAUUCCUUUCGGAAAGGUUGAUACCCAGUUACCGCUCAAUGUCAACGAUUCAGACCUUUACGCAAGUAUGAAACAUCUUCCACAGCCUCGGGUCGGCCUUACAGAAAUGACUUUCAGUGUCGUUCGGUUUGAGUCAGUACAGGUUUUCCAAAAUCUACAGGACAUAUCAUCGGGUUCCAUAGGCAAGAGUGAAAGGCCGUCUGCAACACAGUGUCUCAAGGAUAAGACAGAUGCGAUAUACGGUAUCGAGAAGCGACUCCAUGAGCUGUACCUGAAGCAUCUGGAUCUCUCGAAUCCACUUGCCUGGUUCACAUCAACUAUCUGCGCCAUAGUGUUCACCAAAAUGCGGCUUGUUGCGUAUCAUCCCUACCUAAAAAGAGAUCAUUCUGCCGGCUUCUCCUCCAGUACAAAAGAUCGUCUAUUUGCCGAUUCAACCGCAGUCAUCGAAAACUGGGUGCUUUUGAACCAAGAGGAAAGCACCCGUCGUUGGAGAUGGCUUUGUGAGACGUAUUUCCAGUGGUACGCUUUGACCUUCCUGCUCUUAGAACUAUGUGAGCGGACCUCCGGUGAAUCAGUAGACAGAGCAUGGGAUGCAGUCGAUAGCGUCCUUCGGCUUGGUCACCAGAUUCAUUCUUCUUCGGCUUCUUCUUGCCAGGGAGACGUUGACAGCUGUCCACUGACAGACUUGGAUGUACACAGCUGUGGCCUCUACAAGCCCCUCGGUAGACUACUAAAGAGGGCUCGCUCAGCAAGAGCCUAUCACCACGGGCAUUCUGAGUCUCAGAAUGAAGAGGAUAAUAAUGAAAGCACAAAAAUAUCGGCACACUAUCCACUUUCUAGGUUUGCUCCGGAUGUUGAUGCAUUUGGAGUUGUGAAUUGGGAGUCUAUUGAUCUCGACGACGCAACCAAUCCGAACAUUUCUGCCAUGGCGUGGCCCGAUUGCAAUUCAGAAACUUACUACAGCUGGGUCUUAGGGGAGCCUCCACACCCUGUGUCUCAAUUUGGGAAUGAUGGAGGGUUAUGGGUUGACUCAGUGUAUUCAAGGACUGGCGAUACCAACUAG
Clonostachys byssicola is the source of this 2004-nucleotide messenger RNA. Lineage: Eukaryota; Fungi; Ascomycota; Sordariomycetes; Hypocreales; Bionectriaceae. The record is from the annotation of a GenBank genome assembly.